CUCUCCUCCUCACGCGGCAGCCAUCCAGUGCAUCUCCCUGCAUCCCUCCUGACUCAGCCCCCUCUCUCCCUCCUCCCCACGUCUCCUCGGACGUGCCGCCGCUCCAUCAGGCGGAGCUCUUGGUGGAAGAAAUGAGGGACACAACAACAACCAUGGCGAUGGAGCUGUGGACGGACUAACAGCGGUAUACGGGAAGCCGGGCACAGGCUGCAGGCUCUCAGUAUAGAGCUGAAAAACUCAGAGAAAAGGUUAGAGCACAAGAAACCCGAGACGUUGCCUGGCUCCAUGUCUGCCCCUGCUCCGCCCAAUCAGAGGUCUACAUCGGUCUCUCGCCGAUUCAACCCUCUGAAGGUGCUGCAGCCCAAACGUCGCUUGCAGCAAAUACUGGCGUCCUCGCCCGUGCCGGUACCCAAGCCGGCGUCUGGGUCGGGGACUGCUGUGCCAGCCGCCACAGCACCAGUGGCCAUUCCUGUGCCCGCGCCCCCUGCGUUUGACUACUGCAGGUUCAUAGAGUUAGACUACGUGCCCAUGGAGUCAAGCUGUAUGGUGUCAAUGCGCCCAACUAAAGGCUAUGUAUCGACCAAGUCACCGACCAAGGGAUACACUUCCACCAAGUCUCCGGAUCGCCACGGUCGUUCAACAAACUCUCCCUCUACCCCUCGCUCCCGGCGCACUCCGGCUGCGGCCAGUAAUAGAGAUCCCUAUGGAAACGCUUCUCUCAGCAGCAGCAACUCAGGCUCAUGUAAAGGCAGUGAAUGCAGCCCAACCAAAGGACGCCAUCAGAAGUACACGUCAUGUACAGACAACCAUGGCAUUCGGCCUCCUCCACCAGAGCAGUACCUCACACCCCUUCAGCAGAAGGAGGUGUGUAUCCGACACCUGCGGGCCAAGCUAAAAGAAACCAUCAACACCCUGCAAGACAGGGACACGGAAAUAGAUGAGUUGAGAGGCCGGCUUUACAGAAUGCAGGAGGACUGGGUUGAAGAAGAGUGCCACCGCGUAGAGGCUCAGCUGGCCCUGAAGGAGGCCCGUCAGGAAAUCCAGCAGCUCAAACAGGCUGUGGAUACUGUUCGUGCCAGGCUGAGCGAUGCCGGAGGCCUCAGUGGAGAUGUAGGGGUCCAGAAGUACUUUCAGGAUAUCAACGCUCAGAACCACAAGCUGGAGAACCUUUUGCUGAGUAUGGAGUUGGCCCAGGCUGGAUUAGCAAAGGAGGCGGAGGCCAUGCCAGGCUGUCGGACCCGCGUUGGGGGUUCAGCACCAGCAUCUGUUUCAGGAGAAAGUCCUGGCGGAGUACCCAAACUUACUGUAGGAGGAAGAGGGUCUUGCUCUUGUGAUGGCUCCCCAGCCCGGUCUUUAACUCGGAGUUCCACCUACACAAAGCUGAGUGAUCAGGCACUGGCGGACCGCAAUGACAACGGGUCGGACUUUCCUUGUCUCUCAGGCGACGGCACCCAGGACAGCGGCUUUGUGUGCUGUGGGGAGAGUAACAUCCCCAGCCGGGCUGACCUUCUGCUGGAGGCCGCAUUCCUUUCUGAGGAAACAGCAUCUUUACUUAAUUCCUACACGCAAACCUUCUCCCACUCUCUUCCCCAUUCUCAUCCCCACUCUCUGCCAAACUCACUGUCUCACACCUACUCACAUACCUUACCUCAUUCUUUCCCUCACAAUUUGUCCCACUCUGUGCCGCAUACUAUGCCACACUCUUCUACGUAUGAGAAGCUGUGCACAGGGGAGGGGCUGGCACCCUUUCGUUGUGGUCUGGGUGGAGUGAGCUGCAUGAGCCACCCCUGCCUCUCCCACCACCAUCUGUACCUGCACCCUUUAAGGGAGACUGGCAUUCAGACAGAAAGCUGCCCCAUCCCUACAACAGCAGGGUAUCCCUCCGAUCUGGACACCAUCGCAGAGCAACGUACUUUCCGGUCCCAGGCCUGUAGCCCCACUUCAACCUGGAUGUCUGAUGAAGGGGACGAGGAGUUGGACUCCAUUACCACCACAACUUCAGUAACCACAGCAACAGUCAUGAGUACAGCAACAGAGCCAAUCCCCAAAACUCCAGUGGUCCCAUCUUUACCACGGUCCGCCACUGUUACGUGUUCCAUGGAAAGUCCUGUGCAUAAAGAGAAAGAGUAUGGAGAGGAGGAGGAAAAGCAGGAGAAAGAGGAAAAAGAGAAGGAAGCUUUUGUGGCAGAAGAGCAGGUGGACAUAGUUAUGAUCAAACUGGCAGAAGAAAGGCAACAGACGCUGAUUGGUUCAGUGGGAGAGAAGAUAGGAGGGCAGGGUGCUGAAGAGAAGCCGGCUCAAGGAAAACUCUGUGAGCUUGCUGAGAUGCCAGCAACAUGGCAGGGUGAGCUUAAGUUAAGAGGAUGCUGUGGAGAAGGCAGGCAGGGUGGGACAACAUUUGAAAACCUCGGAGUUGUGGACACGCAGCAAGAAAGCUGUCCUUUACAAGAAUCAACCCAGGUAGAGACACCUCACCUGAGUCCGAGUCACCAGGGAUCAUCUCCAGCUAUAGAACAGCCUCACACAAUCCAGCCAAGAAGGUCUACUUCCCAUGAGGAGAUAGGUGGUGUUACAGUGGUGGAGGUGCACAAUGAGGACAAUGAUAACGGUGAAACAAAAGAGCACGGUGCCACAGGGGACACUGCAGAAGAGAACGGAGAAUCAUCUAGCUCUGGGACGAUUCAGAAAAGCUACUGGAGUCGUCACUUCCUAGUUGAUCUGCUUGCGGUGGCCAUUCCUGUGGUGCCAACGGUGGCGUGGCUCUGCCGCGGUCCAGUCCGGGAAGGACAGCCAAUGUAUCACAUAGGAUCACUGCUGAGAGGCUGUUGCACUGUGGCGUUGCACUCGCUGCGCAGGGGAGGCGGGCUGAGGCACUACCCCGCAGGCGGGGGAGACUUAGGAGGAUCACAGAUAUAAGAGGAAAAUCUGCUCAGCACCUCUGUGGCCCUUAACCACGACCCUUCCUGUAUAGGUUUUCUCUUGGAAGAUUCAAGUGCAAGAAGACAAGGACUUCCUGUCCUGCAGUUUCUGCCAAGAAUAGGCAAGAGGGGUAUAAGAAACAGGAAAUGUGAAGCUCUUGGACUGACAAGCUCUGCCUUGUUUUGGUUCUGCUCCGCAAUGUCUGUCACCCAAUGUUCCUCAGCCUUGCUACCGAGAUGUCUGCCAGCUCUACUGGCUUGUGGAAAAGUAAAUGAGCUGAUUGAAAUGAAUGAUGCCUGAAUCUUUGAUGCUGAUUGUUUCUUUUGAUCUUAAAUGCAGGGAAAACUGUAAAAGAUUCAUUGACUACUCAACCUAUGAAUUCUAACACAUUUGACUGGUUGUGUGUGUAUAUGUGGCAUAUAUGUAUAAGAGCUUGUAUACAUGUGUAGCCAAGUUACAAAAAGCUACAGCUUCACCAAGUCAUUAAGCAAUGGCUGAGGGGAAAAUCCACUCUAAAUCAGAAUUUACAUGUUUCUACGACUGCAGACGGUUUUCAUUGAUCUUCAAGACUGAAAUCUCAGAGUGUGUCUGCCAUCAUGACGUAGACACAAAACUCAGGGAUGUUCCGAGGGUAGAAACACACAAACCUAUUAAAUUUGCUUCAAAUCAUAAACACCCAGCUGUGGCCAGUUCAGUUGUGCUGCCAAGUUAAACUCUACUUACUUUUAAUCGUAGUAAGGUUUUAGUUCUCUCUCCUGGCCAAAGAAGCGUUUUGGUUGAGCUCAACUCCCCAAAGGAAUGUUGUUCAUCAUUAAAAUGACCUCUGCCAAAAAUCCUAUGUAGAUGUUUAUUAAUCAAACACAGUAGGUUAAUCUGAGGUGUGUAUACAUCAACUGCAUAGAAGCUGAUUUCUAAUUUUCUUUCAUGCAUUUCAUGCAUUUAGCAGUUUGAGGCAUCUAAAAACAAAAACCAUGAUGCCAUCACACUUAGGAUGAGACUGUUUUUAAGAUAAGAUAGAUCUUUAUUGUCACUGUUACAAGAACAAUGAAAGACUGUUUGGCGUCUCUCCAUUAGCAGCAUGUAGAUUUUUUAGAUUAAAAUUACUUUAUAAUAAAAGAUAAGAGACAAAUUUCCCACCUGUGGGACUAAUAAAGGUUAUCUUAUCUUCUCUUAUACACAGAUACAUGCAUUGAUUUAGGCCAUAAAAUUGCAUAUGUCGUCAAUCAUUCUCAUCUACUUAUAAUAUGCAUAACCAUCACUUGAAACAAAAAACAGGCUUUGUCCUUGUUGAAUGAAGUCUUCAUGCUGCGCCUCUUGUAGGCAGUUAUUUAGUCUAACCUGCCAAUUAACCUGAUAAAAGCAAGUACCUUGUUUGAUUUCUGCAAUUUUUUUUCUAAAGACUGCUUAAAAAUUUCCCUGUACUUGACGUUGACGUUAGAAUGUGCACUUUAAUUUCUCUUAACCUCUGCAUCCCCAGGAGGCCAGCCAGAAUCUCAUUAAUAAUGAAGGAGAUGUUACUUAUUAUAGAAAGUCCAUGGGUGAUUUACCUAUUCUGCCAUGUUCGUUGUGUUUCUACCCUGAGAGCAUUACGAUUAGUUCUCCUAAAUAAAUAAAGCUAUUCAGAUUUAUUAAACUCAAACUAAGAUCAAUACCACACUUAUAUCUAUACACUAAAAAUGAAGCUCAGUUGAGAGCCAGCCUGAGUCUUUGCAAAGGUAAACUCAAAAAUUAAAAAGCAAAGCUCUCUAAAUAAAAUCUUAGAUUUGUUUCUGUAAUCCAUAUGAGAGCUUUUGUUUUUGUUGUUUUCAUUUUAUGUAUCUAUUUAUUUAUUGGGGCAGUCUACUUGUUUGGGAAGGUAAUAAUAAUAACAUGCACAUUAUAUUUUAGGGUGGAAUAUUUUCCAUACUCAGUCAUAUUGUCUCAUAUGGGCCUUAUCUGCUUAAGCUUGUAUUCAAAGCAAAGUUGCCAGAACCAACAUUUGGUGAAAAUAACAGACCUCAGUUUGUGUUACUUAAAGUCACCUGAUUAAAUCUAAUUGAAAUGCCAUAUCACGAUCAAACACUUUGUUUGUAGAUCCUCACCGGCUCACUUUGGUAUCUUAGUGUAGCUCUGAAUGGAAUGAGUUGUGCUCAGUCUGUGAUCUGUGCUGUAUAUUUCUGCUAAACUUAAUGCUCUUGUGGUGUAGUUUUAACUGUCAUUCUGGUAGUAUGUAUUCCAAGUCAACUGUACAAGAGCUAGUCAGUCACCGCUAAUAACUCCGCUUAACUUGUCUAACAGAUCAUUCUGAAAGGCAUUUACAGACAUCGUGUGCUACAUCUCAGUCGACAGGUCAGAUGUACAUUAAUAAGAUGUCUGGGUUUUAAACGCACUUAGCAUCAGGGUAUUUUUUCAUUUGUCUGAAUGUGUGCAUCACGAGAGGACUGUGAUGAAAGAUGAAUGUGUAAAUGAGCAAAUAAGCAAAUCAUGGCUGGAUAACUGAAUGGGCCUGCUGGGCACAGAUCUAACUGCUAAGACUGCUAGAACAAAACAAAAAGCUUCCAAGAAGUUGGAAUGGGAUCUGAAAGCUCACUAAAGAGCAAUAUGGCUGCAAGAGGGUGGAAAACAAUUGCCAGUAGAUAACAGACAAAAAUGCUAUGUAAAGGACUAAUUCUUACAUAACACUUACAUACUCUCUCCCAGAGUACUCAAGGCACUCCAUACAACAUGCCAGAUUCACCCAAGCACUGUCUUCUAUGUUUUUAAGUGUUUUCUAACCACCAUUCACACACUUUGAUGCUGAGAUGGGAGAGCAACUUGGGGUUAUUAUCUUGCCCAAGAAUAUUUGGCAUGCAGACUAAGGGGAGCCAGGGAUUAAACCACCAACCUUUACAAUCAGUAGAUGACCUGCUCUACCUCCUGACCUACAGCCACCUAUCAGUCAUAUGUCAAUAGACAUAUGACUGAUAGGUGGCUGAGUUUAAAACAGAGUUUAAAACUAUUCCAAAAAGAAACCAAGCAACUACAAAAAUGACACAAAACAACUGCAAGAAACGUAAAACCAAUGCAAGAGAUGUCUAAUGUCUACAAAAAGGUUCAAAAUGAAUUCAGAGAGACCUAAAGUGACUACAAAGUCAUGUACAAGGAAAUAAAACAUAAA
This is a messenger RNA of Haplochromis burtoni (Burton's mouthbrooder), 6055 nucleotides long. It is a transcript of the gene snphb, whose product is annotated as syntaphilin b. The record is from RefSeq and is a predicted model, not a curated record. Lineage: Eukaryota; Metazoa; Chordata; Actinopteri; Cichliformes; Cichlidae. The coding region runs from base 286 to 2916 and encodes 876 amino acids. Gene Ontology annotation, cellular component: cytoplasmic microtubule; mitochondrion. Gene Ontology annotation, biological process: neuron differentiation. The transcript is spliced from 7 exons.